AUGGCCCACCUGAGCAUCCGGCCGGGGGCAAGCCACAACCCUACGACCGGGCCUCUGGACAUGAGGACCCCGGCCAGGUGCAAAGAGAAGAAAUAUGCUUAUGACAAGUUGCCCACGACAUCUGUUGUCAUAGCGUUUUAUAAUGAAGCCUGGUCAACUCUCCUCCGGACAGUUUACAGUGUCCUCGAGACGUCCCCGGACAUGCUGCUAGAAGAAGUCAUCCUCGUAGAUGACUACAGUGACAGAGAACACCUGAAGGAGCGCCUGGCCAAUGAGCUGUCUGGGCUGCCCAAGGUGCGUCUGAUCCGCGCCAACAAGAGGGAGGGCCUGGUGCGAGCCAGGCUUCUAGGCGCUUCCGCGGCGAAGGGUGAAGUGCUGACCUUCCUGGACUGCCACUGUGAGUGCCACGAGGGGUGGCUCGAGCCGCUGCUGGAGAGGAUCCACGAAGAGGAGUCGGCAGUGGUGUGCCCUGUGAUCGAUGUGAUUGACUGGAACACCUUUGAGUACCUGGGCAAUGCCGGGGAGCCACAGAUCGGCGGCUUCGACUGGAGGCUGGUGUUCACGUGGCACGUGGUUCCUGAGAGGGAGAGGACGCGGAUGCGGUCGCCCAUCGAUGUCAUCAGGUCCCCAACAAUGGCUGGAGGGCUGUUUGCUGUGAGUAAGAAAUAUUUUGAAUAUCUGGGGUCUUAUGAUACAGGAAUGGAAGUUUGGGGCGGAGAAAACCUCGAAUUCUCCUUUAGGAUCUGGCAGUGCGGUGGGACCUUGGAAACACACCCGUGCUCUCACGUUGGCCACGUUUUCCCCAAGCAAGCUCCCUACUCCCGCAAUAAGGCUCUGGCCAACAGUGUCCGAGCAGCUGAAGUGUGGAUGGAUGAAUUUAAAGAACUCUACUACCAUCGCAACCCCCAUGCCCGCCUGGAACCCUUUGGCGAUGUGACAGAGAGGAAGCAGCUCCGUGCAAAGCUCCAGUGUAAGGACUUCAGGUGGUUCUUGGAAAACGUGUACCCAGAAUUGCACGUGCCUGAAGACAGGCCUGGCUUCUUUGGGAUGCUCCAGAACAAAGGACUGAGAGAUUACUGCUUUGACUAUAACCCUCCCAAUGAAAACCAAAUCGUGGGACACCAGGUCCUUCUCUACCACUGUCACGGAAUGGGUCAGAACCAGUUUUUCGAGUACACGUCCCGGAAUGAAAUACGCUAUAACACUCACCAGCCAGAGGCCUGCAUUGCUGUGGACGCAGGAAUGGAUAUUCUCAUCAUGCAACUCUGCCAGGAAACUGCCCCAGAGAAUCAGAAGUUCAUCUUGCGGGAGGAUGGUUCUUUAUUUCACGUACAGUCCAAUAAAUGCGUUCAGGCUGAGAAGAAGGCCUUCAGUGACAGUUUCAUACCAUUUCUACGGCUCUGCACCAACUCGGAACAUCAGAAAUGGUUCUUUAAGGAACACAUGUAA
Messenger RNA from Puma concolor (puma), 1449 nucleotides. The record is from RefSeq and is a predicted model, not a curated record. NCBI's taxonomy places the organism in Eukaryota, Metazoa, Chordata, Mammalia, Carnivora, Felidae.